GAAAGGAAUAACCUAACCCAAUCCUUAUCACAGUGAUAAAUGGCAGUAGUUAAGACACUGGCGAUAAUUAUCAUUUCAAUGCCAAGCAUAUAUACAUAUAUUUGAGAUAAACAUGUAAUCCUUCAAUUCAACCGUUUAGAAUAACGUUUGUAUGGCAACAAGAUCUGACAAUAAAAUGCAAUUCCCCGAACUAGUCGACAACAAGAUAAAUACCGAGAAGUUUUUGCAAGCCGCUCACGAUGUCGUGCAAACAGUUGAUAAAUUUGGCAAAUUGUUUGCACCUGUACGAUAUGACAUGCAAGGCAAUAUCGAUAAGCUUACUACCAGAUACUCUAUGGACAAAAUUGCCAACUCGACUCUACAAGACAUGAUCUUACUUGAAAAAUCAACGGAAAAAGAUCUUGUUGCGGUUGAUGCUUUAAUGUGGUUACGAAGAGCCUUACACAUGAUUUUAUUACUCUUUGAAAAAAUCGUAGAGACUCAUAAAACUGGAGAAGCAACAGAAGAUUUAAUUAUAUUCUUAAGAGAAGCAUACAAAGAAACUUUAGAACCAUAUCAUGGUUGGAUGACGCAGCAAUUAUUUAAUCUCUUGUCACGUAUGAUGCCAACUCGAUCGCAACUCUUACUAGCAUUAGCAAAUGGAGAAACAGGAAAAGAUGAAAUUAUUUUAAGGAACAUGGAGCUAUCUCUAGUGAAUCUAAGGAAAAAUGUAAUAGCUUUGAGAACCUUUUAUAAUGAUCAUGAUUUAGAAGUGACUACAGUAGUAUAAUAUAAAAUAUAUUAGAGUUUACAUAAUAUCUUAUAGAAAAGAAUACUGCCUAUAAAAAUAUAUAAACAGGUUAUAUGUAGGACAAUAUAUGAUAAAGAUAGAGGAAAUUAUAUACAUGUUUAUUUUAUAUAAAAUUAUAUAUUCCUAUAUAUUACUUACAUAUGUAGUUUAACAAAGUACAAAAGUUAUUAAUAUGUAACAUAUCAUCUGUUUUAUGUUUUGUUAAGUCUUACGACGUAUUAAUAAUAAUAUUGUCAAAUGUUGAAAGCAAUAAAAUAAAUAUUAAUAUAUGAAA
Molecule: messenger RNA, 1064 nt
Organism: Pogonomyrmex barbatus (red harvester ant)
Lineage: Eukaryota; Metazoa; Arthropoda; Insecta; Hymenoptera; Formicidae
Product: glycolipid transfer protein
Biological process (GO): ceramide transport; intermembrane lipid transfer
Cellular component (GO): membrane; cytosol; cytoplasm
Molecular function (GO): ceramide 1-phosphate transfer activity; ceramide 1-phosphate binding
Source: RefSeq, a predicted model, not a curated record